CAAUAAGAAAAACCAAAACAAGAAAAGAAGAGGACAACAAAGUUAAAGCCAAACGAUGACGACUGACACCCGCCGACGUGUUAAACUGUACGCUUUGAAUGCGGAACGGCAAUGGGAUGAUCGUGGAACUGGCCAUGUCUCCUCCACAUAUGUGGAGCGACUCAAGGGCACCUCGCUGCUGGUGCGAGCCGAGUCCGAUGGCUCCUUGUUGUUGGAGAGCAAGAUUCAGCCGGAUACCGCCUAUCAGAAGCAACAGGAUACGCUGAUUGUCUGGUCGGAGGGCGAUAAUUUUGAUUUGGCGCUCAGUUUCCAGGAGAAGGCCGGUUGUGACGAGAUAUGGGAGAAGAUAUGUCAGGUACAGGGCAAAGAUCCAUCAGUGGAGAUUACCCAGGACAUUGUGGAGGAAUCUGAAGAUGAACGUUUCGAGGAUAUGUCGGACACAGCACCGCCCAUUGAGUUGCCGCCGUGUGAACUCUCCCGGCUCGAGGAUAUAUCGGAGACAAUACAAAGCUGUUUGUCGACGCCGUUGCGCAAGGAGAAGUUGUCCAUGGCUCUGGAAUCGGAGAACUACAUCAAGAAGUUAUUGAAUCUGUUUCAUGUGUGCGAGGAUCUCGAUAAUACAGAGGGAUUGCAUCAUUUAUUCGAGAUAUUUAAGAAUAUUUUCUUGCUUAAUAAGAAUGCACUAUUCGAGAUCAUGUUUGCCGACGAUACCAUUUUCGAUGUGGUUGGUUGCCUCGAAUACGAUCCAAGUGUGGCACAGCCAAAGAAGCAUCGACAGUAUCUGAAGCAGUGGGCAAAGUUUCGUGAAGCAGUCCCCAUCAAGAAUCUAGAUCUAUUGGCCAAAAUUCAUCAAACAUUUCGGGUGCAGUACAUACAGGAUAUUAUAUUGCCAACGCCAUCGGUUUUUGUCGAGGAUAAUAUGUUAAACACGCUGUCGAGUUUUAUAUUCUUCAACAAAGUUGAGAUUGUUACGCUCAUCCAGGAGGACGAACGUUUUUUGGUCGAUGUUUUCACCCUGCUCACCGAUCUCUCAACCAACGAUGCCAAGCGACGCGAUAUUGUCCUCUUUCUGAAGGAGUUUUGCAAUUUUGCACAGAAUUUGCAGCCGCAGGGCAAGGACUCGUUCUACAAGACGCUCACGUGCCUGGGCAUUUUGCAGGCCUUGGAGCUGACGUUGGUCAUGAACGACAGCAAGACCAAGUCGGCCUCCAUCGAUAUACUCACGGCCAUUGUGGAGUUCUCGCCGCUUGUCGUGCGCAACUACACCCUGAAUCAAGCCAAUCGACCGGAGGGCGAUCGUAUGUUGCUAAACAUUUCCAUUGAACAAAUGUUGAACGAUUCGGAACCGGAGCUGGGCAUUGCGGUGCAGUUGAUGGGCAUCAUUAAGAUCUUGCUGGAGCCGGAAAAUAUGCUGACUGAGAAGGGCGAUUUUCUUAACUUCUUCUACAAGCACAGCGUCCAAACGCUAGUUGCGCCUCUGAUGCUCAAUACGAUGGGCGAUCGUCCUCUGAACGAGGAUUACCAGACUGCACAGUUGCUUGGCAUUGUGUUGGACAUCUUGUCAUUUUGCGUCGAACACCAUAGCUAUCACAUUAAGAAUUUCUUGUUGCAAAAAGAUCUCCUCAAACGAAUCCUGGUGCUGAUGAAGAGCACACACACGUUCCUUGUACUCGGUGCCCUGCGGUUGCUGCGCAAGAUAAUUGCACUCAAAGAUGAGUUUUACAACAGACACAUUGUCAAGUGCAAUCUAUUUGCUCCCGUUGUGGAUGCCUUUAUUCGUAACAAUGGUCGCUAUAAUCUGCUCGAAUCGGCCAUUUUGGAAUUAUUUGAGUUUAUAAAACUCGAGGAUAUACGCACAUUGUGUGUAUACUUUGUGGAAAACUUUAGCAAGAUAUUUGAUGAAAUCGAAUAUGUGCAAACAUUUAAAUACCUAAAGAACCGUUACGAUCAAUAUCAGGAUCGGCUCAAGGAUCGCGAUAAGUUGGAAAAUCGCACCGAUGGAACUCUGCCGAGGAUACGAAGUGGUGGACGAUUUUGUCGCGAUCAACGUCAAAUGGAGGAGGAGGAGGAGAUGUGGUUCAAUGAGGAAGAUGACUUUUCCGAGGAAAUUGAUAGCUACAACAAUGUCAUAAAAACCGUCAGCGAAAAGAAUGGCCCGCUAACACAGAACCAGUCGCCGCAGCAGAAAUCACCGCCGCACAGCACAUCACCGCACGGUGGUGGACUGUUGGGCAAUUUGAAUGCGACGGCGACACCAACUGCCACCUCAUCAGUAUCAGCUGCCGCACCGGUGGCAAGUGGCAGCAGCAGUCCCGAGCCGUCGUCGUCGUCGUCUGCAGCGGCAGCAGCAGCGAGCAGCAUCGAUGAGCAGACACAGGCCGCAGUGCAGCUGGCAGCAGCUGCAAAUAUUGCACUGCAACAACAACAGCAGCAGCAGCAUUCAUUCCAGCAACAGCAGACGUUGUCCCUGAAUAGCACACUUGUUGCAGCAGCAGCUGCUGUUGCCGUCGCCUCCACAUCGAAUGCGGCUGCUGCGGCGCAGCUGGAAAGCCAACAACAACAACUGCAACAGCAACAGUCUCAACAGCCCGAGAUUGCAGAGCUGCAGCAGCAGCUGAGCGCGGUGGUGAUGCCACAGACACAGGAGCUUCUGCUAUCGGCCACAACAAGCUCAUUAUUGUCGUCAUCGUCAUCGUCCUCGUCUUUGUCAUCACCAACAGCGUCAUCUGCAUCGGCAAUGGAUGUUGCGUCCACGUCCUCAUCAUCAUCAGCAUCAUCACCAUCACCAUCAGCAGCAGCAACAACAUCAUCAUCGCCAACAUCCGCUGCUGCACUCUGCGAUUCGGCGACAGUGGCCGCUGUGGCAGCAUCUCAAUUUCUAACAACGAUUGCAACAGCCAUGGCUGCCUCGGUGACGGCGGCAGCUAGCACGCCCAACACCAACAACAACAACUUGACGUCACCGACUGCUGCUGCCGCUGCAGUGUCUUUGCCUGUGCCCAUUAACUGUGCCGACAGCGACAGUCAGACACCGCCAGCCGCCACAGAUGACAGCGAUGCGCUCAAAAUCGAUGCCGAUGGCGAUGGCGAUAAGGUGGGGGCGACCAGCGUAGAUGCGUCAACAGGCAGCGAUGCGGAUAAGGCGACCAAAAAGCUGGGACUGGUGGACUAUGAGAGCGAUUCCGGUGAGGAUGAUUACGAGGAGGAUGAUGACUUGGAUGGGCCCCAAGCACAAAAGCGCGCGCGUAUCGCAUAGACAGGAGGAGCGUUCUUUGGCAAACAGCGGCGGCAUCAAUUAUAAGCUAGACUACACCCACACAUAGACACACAAACUUCUGUCUCUCACACACACACACACUCACAGCUACACCUACACACACACAAACACACACGAAUGUAAGGGUUGGAAUAAAGUGGGCGCGACAGCUGGGCAGCACCAACAACAGCAACAACAACAAUUUAUAAACACGGCAGACAGCGGUACGAUAUAAGAUCGAACAAACAAAGAAAAGAGAAAAAAGAGAGUUAAAAUAGAGUUCGGGUGUUUUGCUUGCAAGCAAUCAAUGUAAGAACAAGCAAAAAUCGUAAAAUUAAUUUUUAGUCUAAACCAUUUAUUUUAAAGAAAACAGAA
This is a messenger RNA of Drosophila grimshawi, 3631 nucleotides long. RefSeq names its product serine/threonine-protein phosphatase 4 regulatory subunit 3 (gene flfl). Gene Ontology annotation, biological process: DNA damage response; protein dephosphorylation. The record is from RefSeq and is a predicted model, not a curated record. Gene Ontology annotation, cellular component: nucleoplasm; protein phosphatase 4 complex. Gene Ontology annotation, molecular function: protein phosphatase activator activity. NCBI's taxonomy places the organism in Eukaryota, Metazoa, Arthropoda, Insecta, Diptera, Drosophilidae. Bases 56 to 3256 code for a protein of 1066 amino acids. The transcript has 8 exons.